GCCGGAAAGAAGUAUGCCCCACACAAGGGCACAAUCCACAUCAAUGGCCGACCACGAGAUAUGCUCUGGAAUCGGAUCUCGGCCUAUGUGCCUCAGGACGACCUGAUGUUUGCACACUUGACCGUGGAGGAAGUGCUGAGGUUCCACGCGAACCUGAAGACGCAGCGGCCAGCCAGGAUCACCCGACAGAUGGAUCAUCUCCGGAUCGAGGCAUUCCUUCAGGCUUUCGGGCUCCACGACAUCAGGAAAUCCUACGUGGGCAACCCCAAGCAGGGUGCGCGAGGAAUUUCUGGAGGCCAGAGGCGGCGCCUUUCUCUGGUGAAAGGGGUCGCUUGUGGGGCAAGGGUCAUGUUCUGCGACGAGCCAACCUCGGGGCUCUCUGCCACUGAUGCUGAGCUGUGCGUACGCUACAUGCGGUGGCUCGCCCACAAAUACUCAGUUUUGAUCAUCAUGUCUAUCCACCAGCCCCGAAGAGAGGUGGCCAGGCUCUUCGACGACCUGAUCCUCCUCACGUCAAGUCCUGGUCGGGCAGUCUACCAAGGACCGAUGCGAGAUUUGUCUGACUAUGCAGCGAAGGUGGGGUAUCCGAUUCCCCUGAAGCGGAAUCCCACAGACUUUUGCAUGGACCUGAUCACGCCUGGCAUGAAGGGAGCGAGGGAGGAUGAGUUCGUGAGGCACUUCCAGGCGGUGCAAGCUCCCACCAUCGAAGAAGUGGUGAGGAAGCAGCUCACUGAGGACUGCGGCAGUGCCAUGGACAUCCUCCGCGCGAUGCGCGAGCCAAUGCAGGUGUUUGGUGUAAUGCCACCACUCCGCAACAGUAAGUAUGGGGUGCCGUUCCGCACGCAGGUGCGGAUCGUGGCCUGGCGCCAGUUCAAGCUGAGGUACCGAGACAAGACACACCUGUUGAUGGACCUGGCUGCUGCUGUCGCCAAGGCUCUCAUCUUGGGACUGGCUUUCUACGACAUUGGAGCAAAGGGGCAGCCCCACCAGCUGGGUUUCUUCUUCUUUGUCUUGAUGGCCUGCUCCAUCGACCAGGUGAAAACCAUGCCGGCGAUGAUUGCGGAGCGGAACAUCAUGAAGCUGGAGACCUCUGAGGCCUUGUACAGCGAGUGGGCCUACAUUCUGCCGGUCACUCUCAUGAGCGCGAUGCAGGCAAUAGUGACGCAUUUUGUGUUCAUUGCGCUUCUAUGGCCGUUUGUGUCAUUUCCGGUCGCUCUCUUUGGGCAUGUUUGGUUCUGGUCCCUGAUGGUGAACACAGUCAUGGACAGCCUCUACGUCAUGCUCUCCGGCAUCGCCAAGGACGCGACGAUUGCACAGAUAAUGUCGCUGCCUUUCCUCCUUGUCUUCAUGCUGUACAAUGGUUUCACUGUUACAAGAACAACCUGCCCAAAGUGGUUGCUGUGGGCCUUGAAUGUCUCUCCCGUGGCCUACGCGAUGGAAGCCAUCACAAUGGCAGCUGCACGAAUAUGCGUCUAUGGGGGGCCUCCCUGCGGCAAGGACGGAUUCUACCCCGGAAUCCUCGUGCAGUUCAGCUACGAGGAACAGACAGAGACAGCCAUCAUUGUGAUGUGCGUUUGCAUCCUUCUGUUCAGAGCCAUUCAUAUGGUGUGCUUGAAGUUCUUAAACAACAUCCAGAGGUGA
Messenger RNA from Symbiodinium natans, 1641 nucleotides. The record is from the annotation of a GenBank genome assembly. NCBI's taxonomy places the organism in Eukaryota, Dinophyceae, Suessiales, Symbiodiniaceae.